AUGGCAGCGGUGAUGCUACACUCUUUGUCUUUCAUCGACCGGGACGAAGGCGAAACGGCUGCUGCAGAGGUCUACCGUCAGGCUGAGCGCUUGGUGAACUCUCUCGGAGGAUGGAGCGGAUGGCGUGUGAAUCUGACCUGGCACGAAUUUGCGCCGAAGCUUUUGGGGUUGGAACCUUUGCCGGAUGCCCAACUCUGUGCUGCAGAGCAGCGUCCAAGAUUCUAUGUCUAUGACACCGGUGACUACGCACGACCACUCUUGAGCUGUGCCUCGGGUAUGGAAGGUUCCGAGGUGAUGCUUCACCGAUUUCUGCUCCGAAGUCGGUGCAGAACCAGAGACCCAGCCGAAGCAGACUUCUUCUACGUGCCCUUCUAUUCCUUCUGCUUUCAGAACCUGCACAUCAAGCCCGGCACCGAGACCGAGGAGCUGGACAAACACAACAUAGCUGUCGUCAACUCCCUGGAGUACUUCGAUGUAUACCGAAGAAGGCAGCACAUUUUCCACUUUGCCCACGAGUUCUGGGACUUUCCAUCCUGGGAGUCGUACGUGGCAAGAGCAAAGAUCUUCGCAGUGGAAGCGAACCCAUUGAUCGAUGUUGUGAACUACCGGCACUGUGUUUCGUGCUUCGACGCCUGGAAGGAUGUGGUUGUGCCGGGCCACACAGAUGCCUGGGCCAUGCGAAAGCUUCGUGAGAAAGGUAAGCCCAGCACCGAACGCCGCUUCCGCUUUUGCUUCCAUGGUGCUAUGCGACACGAUCUCUAUGAGAGGACACAUGCUGAAGGCAAGCCGUUCAACGGUAGCCGAGCCGCGGACACCCGUCGACAGAUUCAAGCCUUCGCCGGCGAGUCAGAUGCAAGCAUCGGGCCUCACAUUACUCCGCUUCUGGACUACUACGGCCGCGUGGGAGACUGCAUGUUCUGCCUGGUGCCGAAAGGUGUCGGCUACACCAAUGGACGCCUUUUUGAGGCCUUCUUCGCAGGUUGCAUUCCUGUGAUUCUCUCGGAUGCUAUGUUGGUGCCCUUCCAAGCGUCCGGCACUCUGCUCUCAAGAGCUCAAGGCCUCUUCGGCGGUGGGUACCAGUCAAACUCGAACGACUGCGGCGCGGUGCAGCUUCUAGGUCCGUGUUCCCAGUUUGGCGGCAUCAAGAGCAACUGCAAGGGAGAGGCUGCCAACCUGGCAGGGAAGGCACGGUCGGCCGUGCUGGCCGGCGAGCGGCUCUUGACCGUUGCGGUGCUCAAGGCAAGUGCGGCGACGAGCAACGAGAGACAGAGAAAGAGAGAGGGAUGCAUUUUUGCGCGGGGGCAGUGCCUGGGUGCUGUCCUUCCUUCGGUCCACUGGAUCGCCAGGGACUGA
Molecule: messenger RNA, 1353 nt
Organism: Symbiodinium necroappetens
Lineage: Eukaryota; Dinophyceae; Suessiales; Symbiodiniaceae
Source: the annotation of a GenBank genome assembly